Erythranthe guttata (spotted monkey flower) is the source of this 1005-nucleotide messenger RNA. RefSeq names its product ORMDL family protein. NCBI's taxonomy places the organism in Eukaryota, Viridiplantae, Streptophyta, Magnoliopsida, Lamiales, Phrymaceae. Gene Ontology annotation, cellular component: endoplasmic reticulum membrane. The record is from RefSeq and is a predicted model, not a curated record.
AUCAAGCGGGGUACACAAUAACACAAACGUACACAAUAACAAAUUGGCUUCACUAUUGGUCAAAAUCCCUUUUGACCGUUUUACCCUUCCCCCACCACCCCCAACCCCCCCAUUUGCGAAUCCUUAUACCAACAACAAAGAAAUAUCAAUUGUGUCGAACAAUUCCCUUUUUAUUAAUUUUUUUUUUCAAAAAAAUCAAUUCAUCGAGAAAUUAAGAAAAGCUGAACGUGUGAUCGAUACAAGUCGAAGAAAUUUGGGAAUCGGAGAAAUGGCGAAUUUGUAUGUGCAGGCGGUGCCGACGACGGAUCUGAAUCGGAAUACGGAGUGGUUCACUUACCCCGGCGUAUGGACUAUUUACAUCCUUAUACUCAUGUUUUCAUGGCUGGUCUUCGUCUCCGUUUUCGGCUGCUCUGCAGGGAUGGCGUGGACCGUCGUUCAUCUCGCCCAUUCUAUCGUCACAUAUCACUUCUUUCACUGGAAGAAGGGGACACCAUUCUCAGAUGAUCAGGGUAUCUACAAUAGGUUGACAUGGUGGGAGCAAAUAGAAAAUGGCAAGCAACUCACACGUAAUAGGAAGUUUUUGACGCUCGUGCCUAUAGUGCUAUACUUGAUAGCCUCACACACAACCGACUAUCAACAUCCCAUGCUAUUCUUCAAUACACUAGCAGUUUUCAUUCUGGUGGUUGCCAAAUUUCCAAAUAUGCAUAAAGUCCGCAUAUUUGGAAUUAAUGCCGAUCAAUGAUUUUCUAGGUUCGUUUUAGCAAUUCCGUUUGCAGAUUCAUCUUUUAUCUCCAAUUGUAUCUUCUUCAUCAAUGCAGCUAGCUGUUCAAAAUAUUGCGAUUUUUUUUUAAUUUGAUGUGGAAACUAAUAGAGGAUAUAUAAUACCACUGUCGAAAGUAUUUAGUGCCAAAACCUCUCAGAAGCUCGAUAUUCUCUGUUUUGAAGUUCAUUAUUUCAAAUUUGUGAAGUUCUGCGUGAUCAAUGCAAUAUUCUUUUGUUUCAUUU